Eleginops maclovinus (Patagonian blennie) is the source of this 1829-nucleotide messenger RNA. Its product is annotated as rhodopsin-like. The record is from RefSeq and is a predicted model, not a curated record. Gene Ontology annotation, molecular function: G protein-coupled photoreceptor activity. The transcript is spliced from 5 exons. Lineage: Eukaryota; Metazoa; Chordata; Actinopteri; Perciformes; Eleginopidae. Gene Ontology annotation, biological process: cellular response to light stimulus; visual perception; G protein-coupled receptor signaling pathway. The coding region runs from base 157 to 1218 and encodes 353 amino acids. Gene Ontology annotation, cellular component: plasma membrane; photoreceptor outer segment.
UCUCAAGAUCCAUCCCUCCAGCCGACCUUUCUCCCCUAUUUGCACUUAGGCUGCACUACAAUACUACUUCACAGUUUUCAUUUGGACAAGAGACACAGACUAUUUAUUCUAGUUUAAAGAUCUCACAGGGAAGGAAGAACAUCCCCAUCUGCAGCCAUGAACGGCACAGAAGGACCCAACUUUUAUGUCCCCAUGUCUAACAAGACUGGGUUGGUUCGCAGCCCUUUCGAGUACCCUCAGUACUACCUGGCUGAGCCCUGGAAGUACUCUCUUGUGGCUGCGUACAUGCUGUUCCUCAUCUUUACCGCCUUCCCCAUCAACUUCCUCACCCUCUAUGUCACGGUCAAAAACAAAAGGCUGAGGAACCCUCUGAACUAUGUGCUACUCAACCUGGCGGUGGCCGACCUCCUCAUGGUGGUUGGCGGCUUCACGGUCACUCUCUACACAGCCCUGAACGGGUACUUCAUCUUGGGCAUCACCGGCUGCAACGUGGAGGGAUUUUUUGCCACGUUAGGAGGAGAAAUUGGUCUCUGGUCCCUGGUGGUUUUGGCUAUUGAGCGCUACGUUGUGGUUUGUAAACCAAUGACCAACUUCCUCUUUGAGGAGAAACAUGCUAUAGCUGGCCUGGCUUUCACAUGGAUCAUGGCUCUGACCUGUGCUCUUCCCCCUCUGCUUGGAUGGUCACGGUACAUCCCAGAGGGAAUGCAGUGUUCCUGUGGGAUCGACUACUACACUCCCAAUCCUGAGUUCCACAACACCUCAUUCGUCAUCUAUAUGUUUGCCCUUCAUUUCACUAUCCCCCUCUUCAUCAUCUUCUUCUGCUACAGUCGCCUACUCUGCACUGUGCGAGCGGCUGCCGCCCAGCAGCAGGAAUCUGAAUCCACCCAGAGAGCGGAGAAGGAGGUGACACGUAUGGUUAUCGUCAUGGUGAUGUCCUUCCUGAUUUGCUGGGUGCCCUACGCCACUGUGGCUUGGUACAUUUUUGCCAAUCAGGGAACCGAGUUUGGACCAGUUUUCAUGACCGCUCCGGCCUUCUUCGCCAAGAGUUCUGCUCUGUACAACCCGAUCAUCUACAUUCUGCUGAACAGACAGUUCAGGAACUGCAUGAUCACCACGGUGUGUUGUGGAAAAAACCCAUUUGGGGAGGUCGAGGUCUCUAGUGCUUCCACCUCCAAAACUCAGACUUCAGUCACAUCCAGCCAGGUGGCCCCUGCUUGACCGGUACCCCUCCUACCACCUCUGAUGUCCCAUCUGUCCCUGCAAACCUAGGGACCUGGCCCCGCCAGGCAGCACUUCUCUAUUGGCCAAUCCUCUUGAUUUACCUCUCCAUGUGUGUCUUCACUGCCCCAGCACAACCACUCAGUCGGUUGGACUGACGUUUUCAAGAGUCAGCAUGUGUAUUUUCAGUCCAUUUAAUCACGGAAAGUGUUCAGCUGGCUUAACAGAGUUUAACCCGGCAUCAAGGGGUGUCGUGAUGAUCCAACUGAACACAUUCCAAGCUCCCCGCUACCCAAAAACACAUAAUAGGUAAAUAAAAACCCACACCACAGGACUUCAUCCUCUUCAACUCUUGAUUACAGUAUUGUUGCAGCUAUCUAUAUCCCCAGUAUGCGCUUUAAACAAUCCAUUUUAUGAUUACUUGGGUGAGAUUAGUCAUGAAUUUGUUGAUGGGGCAGUCGUCUGGUUUCUCCUCUUGACUUUAUGGAGAGCUGGGGUUGUUAGUUUGCUCUUGGCAUUGACUGAGACAUGAGUGUAAACAGAUGGACCAGAAAAAAAUCCUCUGCAGGGAGAGGGCACCUCCUGCAAGAGUCGGUGUGUGUGUGUGUGUG